AGAUGUACAGAUAAGACUAGUGGUUGAGACCCGAUGUCAUCCCCUCUUUAUUUCAUAAAUCAGGUUAGCCCAGAGGAAAAAAAUUCAAUCUUUACCCAAAGUUUGUUCCUUUCUUGAAUUCUACGUGUGCCCUUUUCCCGAUCCCUCUGUCGGUUUAACCUGAAUUCUUUGACAUAUUUUGCAUCAUUGAGAUUGCGUGUUGAUAGAUAGAUGGGGUCUGAAGGUCCUGCUCCUGUAGUAACAGUCCACGUGACCGGAUUUAAGAAAUUUCAUGGGGUUGCAGAAAAUCCUACUGAGACAAUUGUGAAUAAUCUGCAAUCAUACAUGAACAAAAGGGGUCUGCCAAAAGGGUUGAUCCUUGGCACUUGUACAGUUCUUGAGACUGCAGGACAAGGAGCUAUCGUUCCCUUAUAUCAAACUUUGCAAUCUGCUUUGAGUAAGGAUGCCAAUGUUCCGAAUUCCAACAGAGUUAUUUGGGUUCAUUUUGGGGUUAAUAGUGGAGCAACAAGAUUUGCUAUAGAGCAACAAGCUGUCAAUGAAGCUACAUUCCGUUGUGCUGAUGAGAUGGGAUGGAAGCCCCAGAGAGUUCCCAUUGUUCCGGCAGAUGGUGGGAUCUCACGACUUCGUGAGACUUCUCUUCCAGUAAAGGAGAUAACAAAAUCAUUGGCAAAGAUGGGAUAUGAGGUGACCACAUCAGAUGAUGCUGGUCGAUUUGUUUGCAACUAUGUAUACUACCACUCGUUGCGGUUUGCAGAGCAGAAUGGGAUAAAAUCAGUGUUUGUCCAUGUUCCUCUCUUCUUGACAAUAGAUGAAGAGACUCAAAUGCAGUUUGCUGCUACUCUCUUGGAGAUACUUGCCUCCAUAUAUUAGAGCCCUUCAACUCAUCAUCGUCUUCUUUUAAAUCUCUCAAUAAGUUUUGGGAGAUUGUUAUGACUCACCUUUGGAUUUGUGUUGUGCAUGCCAAGAAGAUGGGACCUAUCUAUUCACUGCAUUGCUUUUAUAAUUUUAUUAAUAAAUAUUUGAGUGAAUGUAAAUUAUCAAAUAUCUCUCACAUACUCCACAUUAAGUUACUGCAGAACUUUACCAUGCUUUUUUUUACCAA
Messenger RNA from Salvia hispanica, 1102 nucleotides. Its product is annotated as Peptidase C15, pyroglutamyl peptidase I-like protein. Lineage: Eukaryota; Viridiplantae; Streptophyta; Magnoliopsida; Lamiales; Lamiaceae. Gene Ontology annotation, biological process: proteolysis. Gene Ontology annotation, molecular function: pyroglutamyl-peptidase activity. The record is from RefSeq and is a predicted model, not a curated record. Gene Ontology annotation, cellular component: cytosol.